AUGUCAAUUUUUAAACUAUCAACACGUACAAUCAUGACUACUACCACCACCACCACCACCACCACCACUAGAACAAUCAAACCAAAAGUGUUGAGAUUGGGCAUCACUCAUUAUGCCCAACACAAAUGGGAUGAAUUGAGUAAAAUUGCUGAAAUAAUUGAUUGUCAAUCAACCAAUCGUGAAGAAUUCAUUUAUGAUUUACAAAACAAAUAUAAAGAUAUCACCAAUAUUUCUCGAACAUUUGCCUCAAUUAAACAAACAGGAAAAUUUGAUAAUGAAUUAGCUAAAUAUAUGCCAAUUACAUUGAAAACUAUUAAUCAUUGUGGAGCAGGAUAUGAUCAAAUUGAUGUGAUUCCUUUCACUAAAAUAGGUGUACAAAUUUCUAAUGUUACUAUUCCUGUAGAAAGUCCUACUGCUGACACAGCAAUAUAUUUGGUUUUAUCAUGUAUGAGGAAUUUUCAAAUGGGUCAUAACAUGUUAGUUACUGGAGCAUGGCCUCAAUUUAAAAAGAAAAGUUCCCAUUCUUUUUCAAUAGGUCAUAGUCCUGAAGAUAAAAUUGUCGGGAUAUUGGGAAUGGGUGGUAUUGGUAGAGCCAUUAGAGAUAGAUUAAAACCAUUUGGAUUUAGUAAAAUAGUUUAUCACAAUAGAAAUAAAUUGUCUAAAGAAUUAGAAGCUGGGGCAGAGUAUCUUAGUAUGGAUGAAUUGUUUAAUCAAUCAGAUAUCAUUAUUGUAAGUGUCCCAUUAAAUGUUCAUACAACACAUCUUAUUAAUAAAUCAUCCAUUGUAGAGAAAAUGAAAGAUGGAGUUAUUAUUAUUAAUACAGCUAGAGGUGCAGUUAUUGAUGAAAAAGUGCUUCCUGAUUUAAUAAAAUCAGGUAAAAUUGGUUCAUUUGGUGCUGAUGUGUUUGAACAUGAACCUCAAGUAUCAUCAAAAUUAUAUGAUUUACCUCAAGUUGUCAGUUUACCACAUAUGGGUACAUAUACUGUUGAAGCAAUUAGAAAUAUGGAAAGUUGGGUUGUUGAUAAUAUUGAAUCGUAUAUUAAAACUGGGAAAGUGAAAACCAUUGUACCAGAACAAUAUAAUACAUUUCUGUAA
Molecule: messenger RNA, 1095 nt
Organism: Candida dubliniensis CD36
Lineage: Eukaryota; Fungi; Ascomycota; Pichiomycetes; Serinales; Debaryomycetaceae
Exons: 1
Coding region: 1-1095 (364 amino acids)
Cellular component (GO): cytosol
Molecular function (GO): NAD binding; hydroxypyruvate reductase [NAD(P)H] activity; glyoxylate reductase (NADPH) activity
Source: RefSeq, a predicted model, not a curated record